AUGGCGGGGACAGUGAGCUCUGCCCCCUGCCAGGCCUCAGGGCACAGUGGAUGUGGGAGGACGGUGCGAGCAUGGCAGGACCGGGGGUCCCUCUACCCCAGCGCCCGGAGGUCUCGCAGACAGACCCUCCCCGGCUGGGGGGCACCCACCACCCUGCUGCCCUCUGUUCCCCAAAGGAGUCCUGGAGAGGAGCGGGAGGGCCCCGUGGAGGGCAGGGAGACGCGUCUGAGAGUGGUGCUAAGGGUCCGGCCACUGACCUGCACGGAGACGCGGCGAGGUGACCAGCAGGUUGUGCACAGCCUCGGUGACGGCGCCGUCCACGUAAGCGCUGCCAGGCACGAUGCCACCUUUGGCUUCAGCGCCGUGUUCGACGCCGGCGCCUCGCAGGAGUCUGUGUUCGAAGGCAGCGGGAUGAGGCAGCUGGUGGAGCUGGCCAUAGACGGCUUCUCCUGCACCGUCUUUGCCUUCGGGCAGACCGGCUCGGGGAAGACCUACACCCUGAUGGGACCCCUCGCCCAGAGCAGCACCCACCCGGCGUCCCCGGCCCUGCUGGGGCUGAUGCAGAGAUCCUUCACCUGCCUCCUGGAGCAGAGCCGGAGCCGCGGCUCUGACCUGGCUCUCAGCGCUUCCUACCUGGAGAUCUACAACGAACAGAUCCGCGACCUGCUGAGCCCGGGGCCAGCGUGCGCCCUGCCCCUGCGCUGGAGCAAAACCCGCGGCUUCUACGUGGAGAACCAGCUCAGUGUGGAGUUCGAGAGCCUGGAGGCCAUCGUCAGCCUGCUCCUGCAAGGGUCCCAGAGGCGCAGGACCUCGGCACAUGCCCUCAACAGGCACUCGAGCCGCAGCCACGCCCUUCUGACCAUCCACGUCCGCAGCCGAGCCGCCGGCGCCUGCCCUGGCAAGCAGGGCACGCUGUGCUUCGUGGACCUGGCUGGCAGCGAGCGGGUGAAGGAGACCGGCUCCAGCGGGGAGCUCUCUGUGGAGGCUAACAGCAUCAACCGCAGCCUCCUGGCGCUGGGACACUGCAUCUCCCUGCUGGCCAAACCCCGAGGGAGGCGAACGCACAUCCCCUACCGGGACAGUAAGCUCACCCGGCUGCUGGCUCGCUCCCUGGGCGGCUCGGGCGUCACCCUGAUGGUCGCCUGCAUCUCCCCGUCCUCGCGCUGCCUCUCGGAGACUCUGAGCACGCUGCACUACGCCAGCCGCGCCCGGAGGGUCACCACCAGACCCCUGGCCAACAGGGUGUCCCGGGAGAAGCUGCUGCAAACCUUGGAGCAAGAAAUCCAUGCCCUGCAGCUGGAAAACCUCUCCCUGCGCCAGCAGCUGUGCUUGCCCAGAGUGCCAGUGAGGGGCACGGAGGUGGCAGGGAACCCUCCAAAAGCAUGGGCGGGCUCGGGAGACGGGCACGGCCCUGCAGGACAGCUCCCACCAGAGGGAACCCCAGCCUGGCCCAGCCUCUACGGUCUCCUGCGGGACUUCGUGGUGGAGAACGAGCAGAUGAGGCAGCGCCGUCUGCCCCCAGACCUCAGUGGUCACAUCGCCGCCGGCCCAUCCCACAGAGCCACCCGCAGCUGCUGUGACAGCCAGCCCCUGCUCCGGAGUGCCCGCAGCCUCCGCGUCCCGCACAGCCACCGGCGGCCCGACACCACACCCAGCUCUGUCCCCCGGCUGCCGAAGCUCCCUCCCGCCUCCGGCCGCCCCAGCUGCCCAGGGUGCCCGCAGUGCUGCCCUGGGCCAGCUGAUGCCACCACCUUCCAGGUACAGCCCCAGGGCCACCUUGACCGCUCUGCUCACCCCCAGGUGCUGCCAGUGCCCCCCGAGGGGAGCGCUGGCCUUCUGCCACCCGGACAGGAGGACACGGCUGUGCCUGGCUCCCAACAGCCGCACGGGCACCCCCAGCCCCAGCAGAGGAAGCGGAGCCGUGGCAGGAGCAGGAGCUUGUCUCAGCAGCACCUGCUGCACCGGGAGCUGCCGGGCCCUGAGCGCGUUCCCAGCCCCGAGGGAAGGGUCGUCCCUUCAGCACCGCCGUGGCCAGGAUUGCCAGAGCCCAGAGCUGCUGGCACCGUCCCUCUCCUCCAGUGGGAAGAGGCACUGGACUGGCUGGCAGAGCAGAUCUGAGCUGCCACAGGCACACAGGAUGGAGCCAGCACCAGGGAUCCGGCACAGACUGAGGGGACAACCACAGCCCUCGGGGACAUGGGCUCCUGGACAGCAAGGACUGCGCAAAGCGUGGCACAGACGGUUGGAUGGAUGGACAGACAGAGCUCUCCAGCCUGCGUGGCUCUCACGGUUUAUUUCCGUCUAGCUGGAGCUGUGCUGCUGGUGGCUCCAGGGAUCCCAUCAGGUGCUCUCCUCAGCGGGCUGGGGGCAGUCCAGCCAGUACUGGGCGAUGGAGCGGGGGUAGCGCGGCCGCGCCAGGUCCACGCGCUUGCUGCGCAGGUUGACGCGGUAGUACUUGUCUGGGGGAAGGGGACACGGCCGUCAGGGCUGUCCCCAGCUCUGGGGAGCUGCCAGCCCUCACUGCCAGCGCCUUCCCACUGCAUCCCGGAGCCUGAGACACUGCAGAGAGAGAGGAGCCCUCCCCGUGCCCCAGCAGCCCCGAUCCCACAUCGUUCCCGGAUCCUGCCAGGCCGGACUCACCUCCGACAAAGAAGUAAACGCUCUGGAGCAUCUCGCAGGUGGAGCCCGACAGCCCAUCGCUUUCAACGCCUGCUGAGUCGGGGUCGUUUUGCAGCCAGCUCCAGAAUCCCAAAUUCAGGGAGCGGUGGUGGUUGUACCUCUUGCGCUGGCGGCGAGAUUUCCUCCUCCGGGGCUGUUGGGAGGCCACGUAGAUCCGGCCGGCCAUGGCAGCGUCCAGCCGGCUGGGCACCCCCCGCCAGUCCCGGCUGAUGUACCACGGGCCGUUCGCCCCGGCUGCAGAGGGAGCAGAGGGUGAGUGAGAGGGGGUGAGCUGAGCCCAACCCCACAGACAGCGCCCAGCACCUGCUCCGAGACCCACAGGUGUGCUCCAAAGGAUGCCAGCCUGGAUGGGAUGUGUGACAGUGACACCGCCACCCCCUAGGCUGGGAUCAGCCUUGUGCUGCUGAGCCCCCUUUCCUCCUCUCUAUCUUUCAUUCCCCCCGCCCAGGGCUGAGGUUUUCCUGUGGCAUCUCCAGCUCCAGUGAUAAUAAACA
Molecule: messenger RNA, 3173 nt
Organism: Hirundo rustica (Barn swallow)
Lineage: Eukaryota; Metazoa; Chordata; Aves; Passeriformes; Hirundinidae
Gene: KIF12
Product: kinesin family member 12
Exons: 16
Coding region: 1-2118 (705 amino acids)
Biological process (GO): microtubule-based movement
Molecular function (GO): microtubule binding; microtubule motor activity; ATP binding
Source: RefSeq, a predicted model, not a curated record